This is a messenger RNA of Rotaria sp. Silwood1, 480 nucleotides long. NCBI's taxonomy places the organism in Eukaryota, Metazoa, Rotifera, Eurotatoria, Philodinida, Philodinidae. The record is from the annotation of a GenBank genome assembly.
AUGCGAGCUCCAAGGAUUCAUCCUUACUAUGAAACUGUUCGAGUAUCACCAAAUCAUAUAGAAAAUCAUUUAGGAUGUUCAUCGACAUAUUUACUUCGAACACGACGUCGUCGUUUUUUAUUUUUAAUAAGCAUACUGAUGAUUAUUUUAAUUUGUAGUCUAGUGAUUCCACUUACAAUCAUUUUAACUCGUUGCAAAAAAACACAUCAAUCAUCAACAAUAACAACAGAUAGUACUUUGAAUUCAACAACAAAUACGACAAUAUUUGAUGAUUCAACAAUAAAUAUUGAUACAUCAACGGCUAAUACUGUUACUGAUUUUUAUUUUGUAUCAAAUAACACAUUGCAAAGUGGUAUUAAUAGUAGUGUCAUCUUAAUAAACGAUACGAUCAUAGACACUAUUGGGACACAACGUACAUUUACAUUGACACUCGAUUCAACCAUUUCUAGUAAUCCAAUUAGAAGAAAGUUCAAUCACUAA